AUGGCUCCCGCACCAAUCUCAUUCCGCGAGGAAAUCAAGGACGUUGCCCCGCCGCGCAAGGAUUCUCUGCGUCUUCCGGAGCCGACGCGCAGGCGUCUGGAGAAGGCCGGCAUUGACCUGUCCAAGGGCUACCCCUACCGCCCCGCACGUCCGCUCUACCUUGACGAUGUCUACAAGAUUCGCGACUACGACCGCCCCUUCGUUGACCCGGGCUCCCGCGCCGACCCCGAGAAGAAGGCUCUCCUUUCAGCCGCCGAGAAGGUCAUUGACUUGACAACACACAUCGGCACUGAGAUUGUUGGCCUGCAGCUCAAGGACCUGACCGCCCAGCAAAAAGACGAGCUCGGCCUGCUGAUUGCCGAGCGCAGCGUCGUCUUCUUCAGAGACCAGGACAUCUCCCCCCAGCAGCAGAAGGAGCUCGGCGAAUGGUAUGGCGAAAUCGAGGUUCACGUGAGUACCACCUACCCAGCAUCCAACCAAAUCCCAAACAGGAAAACAGCCACUGACAUCUCUCUCUCCCUCUCCACCAAACAGCCGCAAGUCCCCCACGUCCCCGGCGUCGAGGGCGUCACGGUCAUCUGGCCGGAGCUGCAGUCGACGGAGCGCCCCUCCAACUUCCGCAAGCCAGGCGGCGCCUCGCGCUGGCACACGGACCUCGUCCACGAGCGGCAGCCCGCGGGCGUCACGCACCUGCACAACGACGUGAUCCCGUCGACGGGCGGCGACACGCUGUGGGCGUCGGGCUACUCGGCCUACGAGAAGCUCUCGCCCGCCUUCCGCAAGCUCAUCGACGGCAAGCACGCCGUCUACCGCUCCGCCCACCCCUACCUCGACCGCGAGAAGCCAGAGGAGGGCCCCAAGUGGAUCGAGCGCGUCCACCCGCUCGUCCGCACCCAUCCCGCCACCGGCUGGAAGAGCUUGUACGUCAACCGCGCCAUGACGGAUCGGAUCGUCGGGUUCGACAAGGCCGAGAGCGACUUGAUUUUGGGGUACCUGUUCGAUGUGUAUGAGAGGAAUGUGGAUAUCCAGUUGAGGUUCAAGUGGACGCCGGGCACGAGCGCGCUGUGGGAUAACCGCAUCACCAUCCACAACGCCAGCUGGGACUACGGCAACAGGGAGCCCAGGCAUGGCACCAGGGUGACUUCGCUGGCCGAGAAGCCCUUCUUCGACCCCAACGCGCCGACGAGGAGGGAGGCCUUGGGUCAGGUGCACCCGGAUGAGCUGAAGGAGCAGGGUCUUCCUGGCUAUUAG
This is a messenger RNA of Diplodia corticola, 1251 nucleotides long. Its product is annotated as alpha-ketoglutarate-dependent taurine dioxygenase. Lineage: Eukaryota; Fungi; Ascomycota; Dothideomycetes; Botryosphaeriales; Botryosphaeriaceae. Gene Ontology annotation, cellular component: cytoplasm. The coding region runs from base 1 to 1251 and encodes 416 amino acids. The transcript is spliced from 2 exons. The record is from RefSeq and is a predicted model, not a curated record. Gene Ontology annotation, molecular function: 2-oxoglutarate-dependent dioxygenase activity.